AUGUGUUCCUAACAAUAGGCUAAUGGGAAGGCAGAGAGCUCACCUGGAGAUGAGAGCCACACACAGCCCAAUGGUAGUUACAGGCAAUUCCAUAGACUUAACAUGGCAGCAGUCAGCUUUGAAGAGUUUUCUGUCCCUCCUGGCUCUGAGCUGGCUCUUCCACCACUAUUUGGGGGAAAUAUCUUGGAAAGCGAGCUAGAAACCGAGGUAGAAUUUGUAGAUGGAGGUCUCAGCGGAGAUAACCAUCAGGAAGAGGAGGAAGAAGAAGCUCAAUUGAGAUUGAAAGAGCUCAACAAGCGGAAGUUCCUUGCCCUAAGUCGACGGUGCAAAGAAAUUGAACAGGUAAACGAAAGAAUUCUCAAUAGGCUCCACGAAGUUCAAAAAAUAACGCGAAGGCUUAAACGAGAAAGGAGAUGUCUGAUGAAAGUCUUGGACUCCUACGGAGAUGAUUAUAGAAAUAGCCAUCUUACUUUUUUGCUUGAGGAGGAAGGGGCCCAUCAGUCCAACACACCAAAUCCUGAGGAUUCUGAGAAUGAACACCAAGAAAACGAUGAGCUCACCAUUGGUCAGAGAUGUUUAUCAGGCCAAUCACUUGGUCUGGAGACUGCUAGCCCAGAAAGCCCAUCUCUUACAGAAGGACCCCCAGCCAAAAAGAGAAAGAAGCAGAAGGAAGACAAAGUGCACAUUGUCAAAAAGCUCUCCCCUUCUCUCCUUCCUUCAGAACCACUGCUGGCCCAGGUGAAGAUUGAAGAGGACUAUCUGUGUGAGGGGGAUGAGGAGCUUCCACUCAGCUGGCAACCUCUCAGCCCACGUGACAAGAUUCUCCAAUACACAAAGUUUUCCAGUCCUGGAACUUGCCCGGACUUUGACUGACGCUCCAGAUAUUAGGCGAUUCAUAUUUUGUAUGUUGGAAAGAUUGAAUAUGAACUUGAGUAUUGUUCAGUGAACAGGAUAUUAAGGGGGCACACAGUGUGCAGUAGUUAUGGUGUUUGGAGUCUGAAAAAAUGUAUUACUGUGAAUUUCCUCAUUUUGCAGAUUUUAGCAGGGACAAAGCUCAACAUUCAGAUCACUUGGCAUAAUACUGGAAUUUACAGCAAUAUCCUGGCCUCCAUUUCAUUUUCAUGAGACUUGAUGUAUAUGUGUCACACAAAUGCACCCUUACUAGGUUCAAAUGCAAGUCUACUGCAAAGCUCCAUAUAUUGCAGUAAAGGAAGUGUAAACAUUACAUGACUUCUUACAGGAGGUGUUUAUGAAGGUAUUGUAAGUAACAUGCAGGGAGGUGUUACUAGGGCUGCAUAAACAAAGUGAUUUAACUCCUAAAUGGCAGAGACAUGACCAGUGAGACUGCAGGAGCACGAUCUAUACACCUGAACUACUUCAUUAAGCUAAAGCUGUUUUGGUGACUAUUGUCCCUUUAACUCUCUGGUGAAAUGAAAAAAAUAUAUAUCUACUUGGAUUUAUAAUGAGAGGAUGUCUCAAUGUGUCACAAAAUGCCUAGAUUAAAUUUACGCACAAGCAGCGCCCAUCUUUUCUGGAGCAGAUUAAGAGAUUAUGCCCUGUGGUAAAUUACAAUACCUCCAAUAAUCAGGAUGGUAGUAAUAGAGGAAUGUCGAUGUUUAAUCAAUCUGCAUGCAAAGAUCCACUUUUGCUAGCAUAGGACAAUUGUGUACUCUGUCAUUCAAUGAAAAGUUUUGUGUACAAUGUGUUUUUUGUUCUACAUUGUUUUGAGUUUCAUGGAUUUUCUUGUUGUUUAUUCACUAUUGUGAACAUAUAUUAAGAGUAUUAUUGAAGCUACACCUACUUUAAUUAUAAAAACUUAGCUGGCAUUGAUACUAUUGAGCAACAAUAGCAUCAACUAAUGCCCUACUGUACAGGUGUAUAUUGUCACAAGCUAAUAAAAUCUUUGAAUAUUUA
Molecule: messenger RNA, 1914 nt
Organism: Pelobates fuscus (common spadefoot toad)
Lineage: Eukaryota; Metazoa; Chordata; Amphibia; Anura; Pelobatidae
Gene: TFPT
Product: TCF3 fusion partner
Exons: 6
Coding region: 103-873 (256 amino acids)
Biological process (GO): apoptotic signaling pathway; apoptotic process; positive regulation of apoptotic process
Cellular component (GO): Ino80 complex
Molecular function (GO): DNA binding
Source: RefSeq, a predicted model, not a curated record